UUGUCUUUUGAAGGCAUAAAGUUCAGAAACAAAAUAACAGCCAAGCGGGAAAAGCACCAAACCCCUCCGCCCUCGCUGUGCCCGCACUAUAAUUUGAGAUCGGAGCCCCGUGGUGAAAGCACCCACUCCGCUUUCCCAGUUUCCGAAAACCUAUCAACUCUGAUAAUAAAUCCGAUCAAAUCGGUCAGCCAAAUGCAAUUCUUUGGAGGCACGGAAAUCAGUCCAUCCCCGCCGGCGCCCACCGCAUCUGGGAACAAUGCCCACAUGCUCUACAUUUUCAACAGAAAUGGAGUCUGCUUACUAUACAGAGAAUGGAAUCGCCCCCUCAAAACCCUAAGCUCGCAGCAAGAUCACAAGCUCAUGUUCGGUCUCCUUUUCUCCCUCAAGUCCUUGACCGCUAAAAUGGAUCCCACUAGUGCGGAAAAAGGGAAUCUUGGGGUGCCACAGCUGCCUGGACAAGGGUGUUCAUUUCACAGUUUUCGAACCAAUACAUACAAAUUGAGCUUUAUGGAGAGCCCAUCUGGGAUCAAGGUUGGUUAA
Molecule: messenger RNA, 540 nt
Organism: Striga asiatica
Lineage: Eukaryota; Viridiplantae; Streptophyta; Magnoliopsida; Lamiales; Orobanchaceae
Source: the annotation of a GenBank genome assembly